AUGCCCUACACAUGCUCUGAGUGUGGGAAAAGCUUCAAUCAGAGCUCACACCUUAUCACACAUCGUAGAAUCCACACAGGAGAGCUGCCCUACACAUGCUCUGAGUGUGGGAAAAGCUUCAGUUGCAGCUCAAAGCUUAUCACACACCGUAGAAUCCACACUGGAGAGACGCCCUACACAUGCUCUGAGUGUGGGAAAAGCUUCAAUCAGAGCUCACACCUUAUCACACAUCGUAGAAUCCACACAGGAGAGCUGCCCUACACAUGCUCUGAGUGUGGGAAAAGCUUCAGUCGGAGAUCAACCCUUAUCAAACAUCAUAGAAUCCACACAGGAGAGAAGCCCCACACAUGCUCGGAAUGUGGGAAAAGCUUCAGUUGGAGCUCAGACCUUAUCACACAUUGUAGAAUCCACACUGGAGAGACGCCCUACGCAUGCUCUGAGUGCGGGAAACGCUUCAAUCGGAGCUCAGACCUUAUUAAACAUCGUAGAAUCCACACCGGAGAGACGCCCUACACAUGCUCUGAGUGCGGGAAAAGCUUCAAACGGAGCUCAGACCUUAUCGUACAUCAGAGAAUCCACACCGGAGAGACACCCUACACAUGCUCUGAGUGCGGGAAAAGCUUCAAUCGGAGCUCAAAUCUUAUCGUACAUCAGAGAAUCCACAGAGGAGAGAGACCCUACAUGUGCUCUGAGUGUGGGAAAGGCUUCAGUCGGAGCUCUACCCUUAUCGCACACAGGAGAAUCCACACAGGAGAGACGCCCUACACAUGCUCUGAGUGCGGGAAAAGCUUUAAAUGGCACUCAAACCUUAUCAAACAUCGUAGAAUCCACACAGGAGAGAAGCCCCACACAUGCUCGGAAUGUGGGAAAAGCUUCAGUUGCAGCUCAAACCUUAUCACACAUCGUAGAAUCCACACUGGAGAGACGCCCUACACAUGCUCUGAGUGCGGGAAAAGUUUCAAUUGGAGCUCAGACCUUAUCAAACAUCAUAGAAUCCACACUGGAGAGACGCCCUACACAUGCUCUGAGUGUGGGAAAAGCUUCAGUCAGAGCUCUACCCUUAUCGCACACAGGAGAAUCCACACCGGAGAGACGCCUUACACAUGCUCUGAGUGUGGGAAAAGCUUCAAUCGGAGCUCAAACCUUAUCGCACAUCAGAGAAUCCACAUGAGAGAGAUGCCCUACACAUGCUCUGAGUGUGGGAAAAGCUUCAAUCGGAGCUCAGACCUUAUCAAACAUCAGAGAAUCCACACUGGAGAGAAACCCUACACAUGCUCUGGAUGCGGGAAAAGCUUCAAUCGGAGCUCAACCCUUAUCGUACAUCAGAGAAUCCACACAAGAGAGACACCCUACAUGUGCUCUGAGUGUGGGAAAAGCUUCAGUCAAAACUCACACCUUAUCUCACAUCCCCUUUCUGGUCAUCAGAGAAUCCACACAGGGGAGAGGCCCUAUGAAUGCAGUGAGUGUGGGAAAACCUUCACUUACAGAUCAGCCCUUUCUCAACAUCAGAGAAUCCACACAGGGGAGAGGCCCUAUGAAUGCUGUGAGUGUGGGAAAACCUUCAAUUACAGAUCAGCCCUUUCUCAACAUCGGAGAAUCCACACAGGGGAGAGGCCCUUUUAUUGCAGUGAGUGUGGAAAAACCUUCCCUUGCAGCUCAUCCUUUUCUGUUCAUCAGAGAAUCCACACAGGGGAGAGGCCCUAUGAAUGUCAUGAGUGUGGGAAAAGCUUUAUUACCAGCUCAGACCUUUCUAAACAUCAGAGAAUCCACACAGGGAAGAGGCCCUAUGAAUGUCAUGAGUGUGGGAAAAGCUUCUCUAGCAGCUCAGCCCUUUCUCAACAUCAGAGAAUCCACACAGGGGAGAGGCCCUAUGAAUGCCGUGAGUGUGGGAAAAGCUUCAAUAGCAGCUCAGGCCUUUCUAAACAUCAGAGAAUCCACACAGGGGAGAGGCCCUUUUAUUGCAGUGAGUGUGGAAAAACCUUCACUUGCAGCUCAGCCCUUUCUAUUCAUCAGAGAAUCCACACAGGGGAGAGGCCCUAUGAAUGCCAUGAGUGUGGGAAAAGCUUCACUAGGAGCUCAGCCCUUUGUCAACAUCAGAGAAUCCACACAGGGGAGAGGCCCUAUGAAUGCCGUGAGUGUGGGAAAACCUUCAGUCGGAGUUCAGGCCUUUCUAAACAUCAGAGAAUCCACACAGGGGAGAGGCUCUUUGAUUGCAGUGAGUGUGGGAAAACCUUCACUUGCAGCUCAGCCAUUUCUGUUCAUCAGAGAAUCCACACAGGGGAGAGGCUCUUUGAUUGCAGUGAGUGUGGGAAAACCUUCACUUACAGAUCAGUCCUUUCUCAACAUCAGAGAAUCCACACAGGGGAGAGGCCCUAUGAAUGCCGUGAGUGUGGGAAAAGCUUCAUUAGCAGUUCAGGACUUUCUAAACAUCAGAGAAUCCACACAGGGGAGAGGCCCUGUUAUUGCAGUGUUUGUGGAAAACCCUUAACUUGCAGCUCAGCCUUUUCUGUUCAUCAGAGAAUCCACACAGGGGAGAGGCCCUAUGAAUGCCGUGAGUGUGGGAAAAGCUUCACUAGCAGCUCAGCCUUUUCUGUUCAUCAGAGAAUCCACACAGGGGAGAGGCCCUAUGAAUGUCAUGAGUGUGGGAAAAGCUUUAUUACCAGCUCAGACCUUUCUAAACAUCAGAGAAUCCACACAGGGAAGAGGCCCUAUGAAUGUCAUGAGUGUGGGAAAAGCUUCUCUAGCAGCUCAGGCCUUUCUAAACAUCACAAAAUCCACACCGGUGAGAGACCUUAUAAAUGCAGUGAGUGUGGGAAAACCUUCAAUCACAGCUCACACCUUCUUACCCAUCUCAGAAUCCACACAGGGGAGAGGCCCUAUGAAUGCUGUGAGUGUGGGAAAAGCUUCACUAACAGCUCAGCCCUUUCCGAACAUCAGAGAAUUCACACAGGGGAGAGGCCCUAUGAAUGCAGUGAGUGUGGGGAAAAAUUCAGGCGCAGCUCAGUCCUUAUUAGGCAUCACAGAAUCCACACAGGAGAGAGGCCCUAUGAAUGCAGUGCGUGUGGAAAAUGCUUCACUAGCAGCUCAGGCCUUUAUCAACAUCAGAGAAUCCACACAGGGGAGAGGCCCUAUGAAUGCAGUGUGUGUGGGAAAAGCUUCACUAGCAGUUCAGGCCUUUCUAAACAUCAGAGAAUCCACACAGGGGAGAGGCCCUAUGAAUGCAGUGAGUGUGGGAAAACCUUCAAUCGCAGCUCAAACCUUCUUACCCAUCAGAGAAUCCACACAGGGGAGAGGCCCUAUGAAUGCAGUGGAUGUGGAAAAUGCUUCGCUAGCAGCUCAGGCCUUUAUCAACAUCAGAGAAUCCACACAGGGGAGAGGCCCUAUGAAUGCAGUGAGUGUGGGAAAAGUGUCACUAGCAGCUCAGGCCUUACUAAACAUCAGAGAAUCCACACAGGGGAGAGGCCCUAUGAAUGCUGUGAGUGUGGGAAAAACUUCACUAGCAGCUCAAACCUUUCCGAACAUCAGAGAAUUCACACAGGGGAGAGGCCCUAUGAAUGCAGUGAGUGUGGGGAAAAAUUCAGGCGCAGCUCAGUCCUUAUUAGGCAUCGGAGAAUCCACACUGGAGAGAGGCCCUAUGAAUGCAGUGUGUGUGGAAAAUGCUUCACUAGCAGCUCAGGCCUUUAUCAACAUCAGAGAAUCUACACAGGGGAGAGGCCCUAUGAAUGCAGUGAGUGUAGAAAAUGCUUCACUGACAGCUCAGCCCUUUCUCAACAUCAGAGAAACCACACAGGGAAGAGGCCCUAUGAAUGCAGUGUGUGUGGGAAAAACUUCACUAGCAGCUCAGGCCUUUCUAAACAUCAGAAAAUCCACACGAGAAUCCACACAGGGGAGAGGCCCUUUUAUUGCAGUGAGUGUGGGAAAACCUUCACUUGCAGCUCAGCCCUUUCUAAACAUCAGAGAAUCCACACAGGGGAGAGGCAGCCCUAUGAAUGCAGUGAGUGUGGGAAAAGCUUCAUUAGCCGUUCAGGCCUUUCUAAACAUCAGAGAAUCCACACAGGGGAGAGGCCCUAUGAAUGCCGUGAGUGUGGGAAAACCUUCAGUCGCAGUUCAGGCCUUUCUAAACAUCAGAGAAUCCACACAGGGGAGAGGCUUUUUGAUUGCAGUGAGUGUGGGAAAACCUUCACUUGCAGCUCAGCCCUUUCUGUUCAUCAGAGAAUCCACACAGGGGAGAGGCCCUAUGAAUGCCGUGAGUGUGGGAAAAGCUUCAUUAGCAGUUCAGGACUUUCUAAACAUCAGAGAAUCCACACAGGGGAGAGGCCCUUUUAUUGCAGUGAGUGUGGAAAAACCUUCACUUGCAGCUCAGCCCUUUCUAUUCAUCAGAGAAUCCACACAGGGGAGAGGCCCUAUGAAUGCCGUGAGUGUGGAAAAACCUUCACUUGCAGCUCAGCCUUUUCUGUUCAUCAGAGAAUCCACACAGGGGAGAGGCCCUAUGAAUGUCAUGAGUGUGGGAAAAGCUUUAUUACCAGCUCAGACCUUAUUAGGCAUCAGAAAAUCCACACAGGGAAGAGGCCCUAUGAAUGCAGUGAGUGUGGGAAAACCUUUAUUACCAGCUCAGACCUUAUUAGGCAUCAGAGAAUCCACACAGGGAAGAGGCCCUAUGAAUGCAGUGAGUGUGGGAAAAACUUGACUAGCAGCUCAGGCCUUUCUAAACAUCACAAAAUCCACACUGGUGAGAGACCUUAUAAAUGCAGUGAGUGUGGGAAAACCUUCAAUCACAGCUCACACCUUCUUACCCAUCUCAGAAUCCAC
Messenger RNA from Mauremys reevesii (Reeves's turtle), 4809 nucleotides. RefSeq names its product zinc finger protein 850-like. Gene Ontology annotation, molecular function: DNA-binding transcription factor activity, RNA polymerase II-specific; RNA polymerase II cis-regulatory region sequence-specific DNA binding. Gene Ontology annotation, biological process: regulation of transcription by RNA polymerase II. The annotation marks the transcript as partial. Lineage: Eukaryota; Metazoa; Chordata; Testudines; Geoemydidae. The record is from RefSeq and is a predicted model, not a curated record. The transcript has 5 exons.